GGUUACUUGUGGCAACUCUGACUCGACGCAUCGCCGCUGUCGAAGAAGAGGAAAGAAAAAAAUUUCGGUGCCGCGACGUCUUCCGCACAAAUAGAGCGCUAGGUUGUUGCACAGCAAAGCGAAGCGAAGCUGUUCGAUUCUUUCCCUUUUCGAGGGGUGCUUCCGCGCUCCAUUUUCUUUCGUUCUGUGGGGGCGGCCCACCACGGGAAAUGCGUUGUCCCGGUCCAGCCGUACACACGGAAGAUUUGUUCUUUUCCACGUAAGCAGGACACAGUGGCCAUUCGUGUUUUCCUUUUCCAGUUUGUCCCACAUUAUUGAGCUCGGUACCUCCUUUACUCCUAACGGCAGGGUCGUACCGGCACUUUCCUCACGUGCUGUUUCGUAUCCUUUUUUUUUCUGUUUUUCCUUCUCAAGCGCAAGCACCUAUUGCAACUCGGCCCGUUUUUUCUGUUGGUUUUGCUGAUCUUUGCUGGAGUCCACUCAUUCUCCUCUCCUUGCAUGAUGCACCUUCUGCUGUCGAAAGGAAAAUAAUAAUAAAAGAAAGCACGUACAUUUCCAGUGUGUUAUUAUCUCUCUCGUUUGUUGUCGUUUCGUUUGUAAGAAUAUAUAUAUAUGUAUGUAUAUAUGUUGCUUAGCGUAUACAUUUAUUAUUAUCAUUUCUUCUCUGUUUUCUUGUGUUACUUCAGUUCGGAUUUUCUCUUUUGUACCACCGAGUGUGACGCGUUCCGGCCAAUCCUUUAUUCUUUUCUCUCCCGUUAUUUCCACCUUACAUCUCGAAACAAAAGCGUUAGAGAUAUUGCACCCCUUCCCCUUUCAUUUUGUCCCCCAAACGGUGGAGUACCGAAUGCCUUAAAGGCCUCACCUCUGCAAACUGAGCUAUGCUUAUCUAAAGGAAGGAAAUAGAAGAAACACAUACAGCCGCAUCGUUCAUGGAAGCAUUUCAGACGUCUGCGUACUUUCGCAAUGGAGGCGGUGUCAUCUCGCUCCUCUCCGUGCCCGACUUGGAGUCGCUGGAUGAAAUCCAGGAUGGCGAUGUACAGGAUUUGCUGCAACUGAUGGUGCCCAACGCGCAGGGCGGCGGGGAUGCCGAGGCGAGCCCUACUUCGACGUCGCGGCCGCUGCAGGGGCCCACCGCGGACCCGGCGCCACUUUACCCGAGCCCGUCAACGAUGUCCAGCAGCAGCAGCAACACCAGCGUCGCCAUCGCACUGCCACCCCGCAGCAGCGGCUCCGCACGGCGCGACCCGGUGCGGUCGUCCAUCACAGCCGAGUUUGGCGGCACGCUGUCGCCGCCCGUGCCGACCACGUUUUCUCCGUCCAGGCAGACACGCCCCACGGCGGCCGCCCGGGCAGGGGUGAACAUUCCUCCGUCUCCGCCCUCUGCGUCUGCGUGCGCCGCCCCUCCCGCACUCCUACACGUCUCCGACACGGCAGUGCUGGAGGCGGAACAGCGGCGGUGGGGCUCACAGCUCGUGCAGGAGUGCUGGAUGCAUCAGGAGCUGCACAACGUCCGCUGGAACGAGCAGCGGCUGCUGAAGCACGGCGCCGCCUACCGCCCUCGUGCCAUCGCCGCACGAACCGCCGUGAAGAUGACGCACACGAAGAGCCUGUGCAUCGUCCUCAACGUGGACGUCGCAAUCAUUGAAAACGCCGGCGAGGCGCAGGUUGCGGGUGAUGGCGAUGAGGGCUCGUCCGAGGAGGCGCACAUGCCCUCGCUGAGUUCCCCCGAGGCAGAGGCGUGGUCGCCGCUGCUGAUGUGGCGCUCGCCAGCUCUGACCCCUGGUGACGCGCCGACGGUGCUGUCGCAGCUCUCGGAGUGCUUAGGGGAGCAGUACGAGGGGCUGGCCCCACGCCCGCUGCCGACGUCGUGCUGCGCAAACGCGCGGCCGUCCGACCUCGUGCAGACGCUCAGCGACGCCCGCAAGGACGCAGGGGAGGCCAAGGUCAUCUUCCACUACCUGGCUCGUGGGGUGCCCGCGCCACGUGGGGGCAAUUUGUACCUCACGAACUCCGCGUCCGGCGCGGGCGGCUACGCGGGGCCGCCGUACAGCAAGCUCUCGCUGGACACCUUCCGAAAUCGUGUCGGCUUCCCGCUCGUCUUCAUCGCGGACUGCGCCGAAGCACGCGAGAUUCUCAACUACUACAUUCGCAUGUGCGAGGAGCAGCAUCAGCAGCGGUACUUUACGUCGUCGCGCGAGUACCAGUUGGAGUCGAGCCGGCAGGUGAGUGCGGCGGAGCUGGACAACUUGGUGGAUGUGCAGAUGGGGACGGCGAGCGGGACGUUCGAGGGCGUCGGCAGCUGUGCCGAUCUCUGCGCCGGCGACAACCUGCGCCGUGGCCGCGGCGUGGGCGUGAUGGACGGCACACCGCCCGCCCAAUGUGCGGUUCUGCAGGACUUUUACUUCAUCGGCGCCAGUGGGAGCAGCACGAUGGGGAGCAGCAGCGGAGCAGGUGGCAGCAGUCUGCGAGACAAGUCUGUUAGCGGUGGCGGCGUCGGCGGCGGCGGUGGAGGGUACGACGACUUCAACAUCAACGCCGGCAACGUCGGGAGAGGCGGCUUCGCCGGUGGUGCGGGAGGAGGCCCGACGGGCCGGUCGGGUGCGAGCAGCGGGAAUGCCGGUGCCCUCCGACACCACGUGCGGCUGCCAUCCGACAUCCUCACGAGCUGCCUCACAACCCCCCUGCGCAUGGCCGUCCUGUGGUUUAUUGCGGAGCGCCCGGAGCUGCAGGAGUUGCACCCCCUGCUGCUGCGUCUCUUCCCCGGUGCGCUGGGCGACAAGAAGACCCCGCUGGGCCAGCUGCAGUGGUACCUGCAAAGCAUCAUCGAGUGCAUCGCGUGGUCAACCUUGUCGCUGCCCGAGUACUCCCGCCUCUUCCGCGAGGACGUCUACGUCGCCCCGCUCUUUCGCGGCUACAUCUUGGCCGAGCGCAUUAUUGUGGGCGGGCUGGACGGCUGCCUCAGCGUGUACCCGCCGCUGGCCCCCACCCACUCGCACACGCUCUGGGGCACGUGGGACAACUUGGUGGAGCGGGCCUGCGUGUCCGUCCUGCGCGUCGUGCACCCGGCACCGCCGCGGUGCGCCAGCGUGUUGGAGUUCCGCGGCUGGCUGGAUGAGCAGGUCACCUCGUGGAAGUACACCCGACCCGAUCUGCUCGCGGUGCCCACCCCCCUCGCCGGCGCCCCCCUCUUCGGGGACGGCGGGCGGCACUCCUGCCUGCCGUCCACGCCCGACGAGUCCGCCGUGCGGAUGCCGUCGCUCUUUGCGGAGUCGCUGCGUGGACUGCAGGCGCAGCUGGACGGCAUCACGCAGCAGUCCUUCGAGCGUCCUCGCGUCUUCUUCGCGGAGAUCGUCGGGUUACCGCUGCCAACGCCGUCCGCCUCCGCUGUGUGGGAGUCGGGGGGCGGCGUGGGCGCGGUCGAGGGCGAAAGGGGUCACCGGUCGCGCUGGUCGGCGCUGGCGUCGGGCCGCAGCGGGACAGGCGAUCCUGCUGAUCCGAAACGCCCGACGACGCUGCCGAUGUUGCGCGACGUGGCGGAUCGCUACUCCAACUCGCUUCGGUCGUCCUACCCCGCACAGCAGCGGCUGGACGAGGGUGCGUUUACGCCGGAGGGGACCCGCGGUUCCGGCAGCGUGCCCUCCACCACCGCUUCCAUCGCCACCUCCAUGGGCGAGUUGCGGGGCGGCAGCAGCGGCCGCGGUGGCAGAGCGGGCGGUACCUCUGAGGGAGGGAAGGCGCCGGCGAGGGACCGGGGUGUGUCGGGGCGGGCAGAUGCGCGGGCCACGCUGCCAACAAGUCGCUAUCAGCGUACUUCCCAUGCGAACCUGAUCGGACUGUCCACCUCGAAGUCGCCGGCGGCUCUUGCAGUCAACGGCGGCGGCGCCACGGCGGCCACCACCACCGUGGUACGGAGAGAGGCGCGGCGCAGUCCGAGUCGCCUCUCCGGUCGCCAGGCCGAAUACGUCACAAACCUCUACACUAACCCCACCACCUAUGGACAGGCCAGCUCCUUCCGGUACACGGCGGGCCUCAACCCGUCGAAGAGCAACCGCGACCUCUUCAUUGGCUCCUCCACGUUUCCGUCGUCGUUGGCCGCCACAGCCGCCGCGGCGCAGCCGACUCAGCAGCACACCUUCCCCUUCAUGGAUCGAAUGCCGCUGCUGCUGCAGGCGCUGCUGGUCGCCGCCCAUCGCGAGAAGGCUACUGAACUCCUCUGCCGCCUCGUCGACUGCGGACCGGCCGCCGUGCUGCAGUGUGCCGAGGCAAACAUCUACCGCUUCGUGCUCGACCGGUACUGGAGCCGGCCCGACCUGCGCUUCCUCAUGCCGGCCACCAUCUUUAUUUACUGCAAGAGCUGCUACGCCGAUCCAGAGCUGAUCGGCAACCCGAAGCAACGCGACGUCGCUGUGCGGGCGUGUGCGGAAAUUCUGCAGAGCCCGGUGGAGGUGCCGCCGCUGGCGUCGACGGCGGACAUGGCGGUGGAGGGGGCCCCCGGUGCCUGGCAGAACGCCACGCUGGGCCCCUACGCCACGCCGUUCGGGCAGCGGAUGCUGGCGGCGGCGCUGCUCACCCUCAUCGCCCUGCACAGCGACGACGGACGUGAGGCGUGCCACCGCCACGGCGUGUUUCAGCUGUGCUGCCAGCUACUGCACCGCACCCGCGAAGAAGCACCGCUGCUGCUGAUGAACAGCUUGGAGAUGGCCGCGAGCGGGGUCGCCGCCGGUACUUCGCUGAGCCCGGCACCGCCCAUGCCGCCGCUUCCCCGCCCGCCAAGCUCCAUCCUGAACUCGAGCGUCUCCCUCUCCUCGCCUGUGCACGCCCCUAAUCGCGCCACCGCUGCUGCACCGUCAUCAAUGGAGGAGCCUCCACCGCCCUCGUGCAUUGCCACGACGUACCACGUGACGCUUCUCACCCUCUUCGUGUCGCUGCUGUGCAACUGGAAGCCAUCUGCGACGGCCGCGGCGCCGCACGAGCGGGAGGGCGCCGAAGGAGCCGGCGAGGACGAAAGUGCCAAAGUUACGGAGUUAUGCCCGCCGCUGGACGGCGAGGUGCACGAGUUGCCACCGACGUCGUCGCAGGUGCUUGCGGCUGGUCUGCGGACGGCGGCGCCGGCCUUGCUCAACUUCACCUACUCCGACACCUCCAUCCUCCGCGGUGCGGCGCUGCGCUGUUUUAUGAUGGUGCUCAUCUCCCCCGCACCGAGUGUGCAGUUGCGGAACAGCUACGUCGAGGUGGUACUGCGCUUCAUUCAAGGCGAAACCUUCCACCGUAGCGAGCUGAACACGGACCUGCGGCUGGAGGAGCUCGGCAUGGCCUACACCACAUUUCGCUGGCUGCUCGGCCAGCUCCGCGAGGACCUCCCCAUCGGAGAGAUCGGACAGUACGUUGCCGUGUGGGUUUACAAGUGGUUUCGGCUGAAUGCACUAGGAAAGGUGCUCGGGUCUCUCUUUACCGGAUCUACUCAGGCAGGCGGCGCAAACGGACGCGGGGCCACUCAAAUCAGUUCCUCACAGGCGCACCAUCAGCAGCGUCCGCCGCAGCAACAGCAGCAGUCAGCCUCGUUUUAUCAGUCAUCGUCACGCAGCCAGUGGAUGCCGCCGACGUCGAUGUCGUACCGCGGGUCGAGCGUGGUCACACCGGGCUCUGUCUACUCCCAUCGCGGCAGCAACGUGCUGGUCGCGGCUGCCCGGUCUGUCUACGGUGGCGGCGGGCCCACCGCACUCGACGCAUCGGGUGGUGGUGGCGGGGCGGCGGGCAGUCUCGCGAAUGCGAUGGGCGGCUGUCUGCGGCAGCACCUCACGCAGCAGGACCACCGCCGUCUGCAGUCGUGCCUGCCGCCCCUCAGCGACAUCGUCCGCCUCUUCUUUGAGCACACGCAAGACGCCUGCCCCUACAUCCGCGCGUACGCCCGCAAGGUCGUCGCCGAGGAGUUCGGCUUCUUGCGUCAGUCGUGGUAUGACGACUACGCCGUCCACGAGCUGCACCUCUCCCCGAGAGAGGAGGACCACAGCCACUACCACCACCCGAGUCACCGCCACCGCGGCUACGGCGCACGGAUGGAGACGGUGCGGGAGGUGUACGUGAGCGGUGAGGCAGUGCACAGCGCACGCGGGGACGGUGGGCUCGGCGGCGUCGCCAGUGCCGAUCCUCUGACCGCAUCCUCGAUGGACGGCGGAGGCGACUUGACCACGUACCUCCCACUGCGUGAGUUGCUGACCGCGGGGGAGGCGUUUGACGAGUUUCUAGGUGGUGGGGGAGGGGGAGGGAGCAACGGUCCUGCGCAACAGCUGGGCCACCACCGCUCCACCUCCUCCGUGGUACCCCCUGCCGCGGCUGUGACGGCCAAUAUGAUGGCGGCCGAUGCACACGCUGCCGCCGCCUCCACUUCUGCUCCUGCGCUGAUGGCGACGGAGAUGGACGACGUGGCCGAUCCCCCGCCGGCGGUGCUGCGGCGCUUCAUUGGACGGUUGCUGCGCAUCGCCUCUACGAACGGCCCGGAGGCGACCGCGUCGCUCUCCCCGUUUCCACGCAGUACCUCGCGGCCCCACCUAGACGGCAGUGGACGGGACGGUGGGAUGCGGACGAACGACGGUGGCGACGGUGGCGGCGUGAUGGCUGACGAUGUGGGGGACCGCGGCAGCGCGCGCUACUGGCGUCGGCGCCGCGACAACUUCGCGCGCUCCGGAAGUGACCGGGAGGGCGAGAGGCGCUACGCGGGGGAGAAAGAGGACGGCCGCCGUCACGGCAGCGCCGUGCAUCGUCGCGUCGUGAGCAGCGAGCGCGGGCAGCGAGAGGGGGAGAAGGGCUACUACUCCUACGAUGACUCGGUGGAGGAGGAGGAGGCUGAGGGAGAGCUGGACGAUACGCUGCUCGACUCGGAAACCCUCGCGUUGCACCCGCUCUGGGCGAUGGACAGCACCUCCAUGACGAACUUCGCGUACGGUGCGUUGAGCUUCUUGGAGCGUUUCAUGCUGGAAAAAAUGGACGACAGCGACCCGCGUCAUCCCAUGAACCUGGAGAAAGGCAACGCCCUGCACCAUUACUAUCAACGGGUGGAGCGGAACAUACGCGCCUUUGCGCAGGACGAAAUGCCGAACGCAAGGACUGUUGUCGCUGCUGCUGCGGGCACCGGUGCGUGUGGUGGUGAUGCGUCCGUGAUGGCUGCGUGCGGCAAAGGGGAGAUGAACGACGCAACGGCGGGCAGCAGCAGCAGCCGGACACUGCGCGGCGGUGCCGUCAUGGCACCCGCGCCCUUUCACUGCCUCGGUGUGGGAGACAUUGGCCAGGCCGGGAUCCCUGGCUACGGCCCGCGCUGUGGCGGCUUACGUAGCCGCUACAGGGAACCCACCCUCGCCCUCCACUCUCGCCGCCGCAGCGGCCGCCCUGCCGAGUCGGUGGUGGAGGGCGGCGGCAGCGGUGAAGCGCGGGUGGGCGGCAACGUGGACGUGGUGCUCUUUCACCCCUCCGAGCCGCUCGUCAUCACGUCGACCACGGGCGGGCUGCUGAGUGUGUGGUCAUACGACCACUUGGGGUUGCCGACCACCGCCAAAGAAGAGGAGCGGGUGCGCAGUGAGGGCGGCGAUAACAGCAGCAACAGCGACGAAGAAAGAGAUGCGGAGGGGGAGGGUGGCGAGGGGAAUGCGCAGGACGGGGAAGCAGCGGAGCCGCCCCAUUUGCGGCAGCGCUCCGCCGUUAAGAGUGGCGCCAACCCCGCCCCGCUGCGGCCACUGCACGCCAAAGCGCAGUUCUUCCUGCGCGACGUGGUCGGCCGCAGCCACUCCGACCUCUACUACGUGGCGCGGCCGCGCUUCAUGUACGACCGCUUCAACCCGAACGGGGCGGCGCCGGCGCUACGCGGGGCCGCAGGACGGCGACGGCCGAUGCAGCGGGCCGACGCGGCGGUGCGGCGCGGUGGGCGGGAGCGGGAGACGCCUGGCUACCCCGGCCACUUCUACCGCCGUGACGAGAUGGGCGGCGGGGGCGGGGGCAGUCGUGCCGGGGCCUGGAUGGACCGCGCCGAGGCAGCCAACGCGAUCGCGGCACUUCCCUCGUCCUAUCAACACGGUCAUCCCCACUACUACCACGGCGUCGGCGACUUGCACAUCGUGGAUGCGGCGCACCACCCAUUGAUUUGUGCGGUGCGCCGCUUUGGUGCGGUGGAGGUCUUCUCCCACUUCACGGACCGCCACCAGGUGCGACGGGUGGUCACGUUCGAGACGGCCCGCUUUGGCCAAAACGGAGGCGUGGAUCAGUGUGUGUCGAGCUAUCAGUCGUGCACCGGGCUGCUGUACGUGAGCAACGGCGAGGACGAGGUGAGUGCGUGGGACCUGGCCUCGCCACCCUCGGCACACUGA
Molecule: messenger RNA, 8354 nt
Organism: Leptomonas pyrrhocoris
Lineage: Eukaryota; Euglenozoa; Kinetoplastea; Trypanosomatida; Trypanosomatidae
Exons: 1
Coding region: 930-8354 (2474 amino acids)
Biological process (GO): cellular response to amino acid stimulus; positive regulation of protein serine/threonine kinase activity; regulation of autophagy
Cellular component (GO): TORC1 complex; cytoplasm
Molecular function (GO): protein-macromolecule adaptor activity
Source: RefSeq, a predicted model, not a curated record